AUGAGCACCGCGACAGGUGAUGCCCCUCAAAGCGAAGUUACACGUCAGAGCCCAACAAAUGAUCCAAAUAAGAUAAUGGUACUUUUCAAAGCUGUCGGAGAUGCACCCGUUUUGGCUAAAAAAAGGCUUGCUAUUGACAGGUCGCAAACCGUUGCAUCUCUGGUAAAUUAUCUUCGUAAGAAACUUCGCAUGGGUCCCAACGAAAAUAUGUUUGUCUUUGUUUCCUCAAGUUUUACUCCUUCUCUUGAUACCGAUCUCGGUACAAUUUUUGAUUGCUUUUCCACUGAUGGAAUACUUUUUAUUCAGUAUUGUACUACCAUAGCUUGGGGUAAAAGUCUUUUGAGAGACUUUCUCUAUCCUGCUAUAAGUAUCUGUCUUCUGCAGUUAAAAGCUUAUCCUAAUGAAGCUUUUAAAUCAGCAUAUGUAUUUGGAACCCCUGUUAAGGUCCUUAGAGUUCAGAGUGUGCGUUCAUAUGUGACGAGGAUUCUUGACUCCUUGCAAUUAUCCGUUGCAGGACAGCAAGAGAUUGUUCUUCGUUAUCGUUGUUCCGAUAAUGAAGAUUACUCCGAUAUUGUUUUUCGUUUUCAGUCAACGACUUUAUCCUCAGAUGAAGACAUUAAAGCAGACAAGUGGAAAGAGGAAUUUGGGUUGGUACUUGGUAAGCUGUGGAUCCGACCUCCUCCUAUUUCUGCAAGCAGUAGCUUAUCAUGGGCUCUUCUGGUUCGAAAUUGGUUUCAAUCUGAUACACAGUUCUCCUUCAGAGACCUUUUUGACACAGAAAUGCAAACUUCUUCCUCACGAACAUGUCUACCCGUCUAUUCAAUGAAUCGAUACAGCCUUAAUCUUCAGGUUCUUUACAUCUUCCCCAAGUUGCAACCUAACUGA
Molecule: messenger RNA, 885 nt
Organism: Rodentolepis nana
Lineage: Eukaryota; Metazoa; Platyhelminthes; Cestoda; Cyclophyllidea; Hymenolepididae
Source: the annotation of a GenBank genome assembly